CUAUGUUGACGAGCAAAACGCGACUUUACUUCCAUGAUCACUGAAUUUCCCUCAAGUAGUCUCGUUCCACUCUGCUUACAGCCAUGUCUGUUGUCGAAUACCGAUUUAUCCUGUAUCAGUUUGGCGAGGAAAUCGAUUGGCAAACUCAACGAAGAAAGUUGAUAUUUAUUCUUCGAGCUUUCCUGCCUGAUUGCUCCGAAGAAGGUAUCACUGACAUUGAUUCGUUACUCUCUAUGCUGGAGGAGAAGAAUAUUCUUGGAAUUGAUCGCCUUAAUGUGAUGAAGGACUUGCUAAAGGGGAUAAGAAAGUGGGACCUUCUUCGCAGAGUAGAGCGAUUUGAAAUGAAGAGAAAGGACUACAAACAGUUACUGGAGCAGAUAAGUCGCGCACUCGACGAGUCCAAUGAACUGCAACGACUCAUUUCGAUCUGUAGAGGAAAAAAUCUGAUAGCUCUUGAAAGAGAAGAAGAUAUCGCAGAUGUCAAUGCAAUGUUCACAAUACUAGAACAACAGAACAAAUUGGGGAUAGAAGACCUCACUCUCCUGAAAACCUUAGCAAACGAGAUGGAGAAACCAGAUUUGUGCAGACUACUAGAGGAGUUUGAGAAGAAGAGAAAACAGGAAGAAGAUGCGGAGCGGGAAAGGGAAGAGAGGGAGGACAAUAUACGAAAAGCAAGAGCUCAGGCCACUUCUGUUCUUUCUGGUGGAAUAAACAUUGGCGAAAGAUUAAUAGGAGUUGUCACGCCUCACUGUACUUUUCGCAAUGCUGCUGGUAGUGCUGUGGUCGUCACUACAUGGAUGGUACUUCGCAGGAGUCCAAGUAUGGAAGAAUUUGUCAAUGCUUUCAAAGAAGCUGUUCUUCCACUUGGAAACUGCUUGCGUGCAAUUAGUGAAGGAUCGAUCCGAUUUACGCUUCAAGCAGAAAAUAUUUCCGCUCUCGAGGCACUGUGGCAAAGAUACCAGAACGAAACUCUACAGACAGAAAUGCAGAAGUUUCUUGUUACUGAGGAAAUAAAGCAGCUGGCAGGUGGUGAGGUGACGUUGACUGUACACAUCGACGAGGAAGAAUACAGAAAUGCCAUGUGUGAUUUUAUAAGAUCAGGAACAGAAGGGACUUUCGAAAAUAAAACUCUUAAUAAGGUUCUGAGAUUUCACAGAGCAAUCAAUUGCAAUCUGAAGUCAAUUUGA
This is a messenger RNA of Pocillopora verrucosa, 1187 nucleotides long. Lineage: Eukaryota; Metazoa; Cnidaria; Anthozoa; Scleractinia; Pocilloporidae. The record is from RefSeq and is a predicted model, not a curated record.